Drosophila simulans is the source of this 1006-nucleotide messenger RNA. RefSeq lists its product as uncharacterized. The record is from RefSeq and is a predicted model, not a curated record. Lineage: Eukaryota; Metazoa; Arthropoda; Insecta; Diptera; Drosophilidae. The transcript has 2 exons. Bases 233 to 883 code for a protein of 216 amino acids.
UUCCUAAAUAGGGUUUCCACGGCUCCUAUAGUGUCAUCGAUAGUUGUGAGAAAAGAAGUGAGAGAAGCUAAUUUACUCAGCGAAAAUUUAGAAAAAAGUUUAAAUCAAAUUCGAAUAAGAGCUUUGGAUAAGUUGGAAUCUCUCUAAGUAUCCAUAAGCUGCGUGAAAAUCUGGAAAGUUUGUGGUUUCAGAUAUCUUAACUCGCCCUUAACUCGUUCCAAAAUCUUUGAACAUGACUCAGCAAAUGAAAGAGACUCUUCAAACCAGUGAAGAUACUUCAAGGGAUAUUUCAGUUCCCAGGCCUACUAGUAGUCUGAUCCGACUUAUCCGCAUUGAGCACAACUACAAUUGCAUUAUUCCUGAUAAGCGAACAGAAAUCAAGUCCAAACGAAAUCUACGCCAGUUGGUUGGUUUCUUGAAUGCAGAGAAAAAUCUUGGGCCACUUGACUUUACGGAUUUAAGGCAGCAUACUCUUAGGGCAGAUGGGAUCCUGCAUCGACUUCGUCGAUUUCUAGCCAGCAACCGCAGAUUCAUUGACUUCAGGCCAAUGUCUGUACUACAAGAGGCCAUUGUGGAGCAUUUGGCCAAAGAGAUGCGUUGCUCGACCAGAUUUUAUGACGAUCACGAUGGCGGGCGGUACUUGGUUGCCUAUAGGCCCGGAAUCGAACCCAAUUCCUUUGAGUUAAGGGCUCGCGAAGUUAGCCCUAGCAAGGAUUUUAAUCAGACCAUGUGCCAGCAGAUAGAGAAGCCAGAAAGCCACCAGAAAACAUACGGAGACCACCAGAUGGGCCACGUGGUAGAGAACUCCUUUCAUCUGGGCAGGAAAAUCUUUGAGAAGUUCCAUUCCCAAAGAAAUUCCCUACGACGGAAUGAAAAAACGUGAAGAAUGUAGAGUUGUUGUAAUUUAUACGAUUGAUUUAAAAUAUAUUUUUAUACAUAAGGCAGCUUGGGUUGAUCAGAUUUCAAGUAGCUUAAGUACGAAAAAUCCACAAGUGUGCAAUAAGAA